CUAUAUGCAUAAUCCCCUAUUCCGCCACUUGUUUCAGCACGAAUCUUCGCAAACACCAGAACGAGCUUCUUCCUCGCGACAGUCAAAAACGGUCACAGCAACCUUCAUAAGUGCAUCCUCGGCCCAGGAAGGUGGCAAGGUCAUUGCCCGGGCUCUGAUGGCGAAGUUGAGUCGAGUACUGGGCAUGCCGUGUGAGUCCAGUGAGCCCAGUGAACUUGAUCGUUCACUUGUCUCUUUUGGCGUGGACUCUCUUGUGGGUCUUGAACUGAAGAAUUGGCUUAGCAAAGAAGCAGGCGCCGAUCUUGCCGUGUUUGAAAUUCUCAGUGGUGCGACUUUCGAGGAGAUUGGCGAGUUGGUUGCUGUCAGGAGUGCACUGAGACCUGUUGAUUGGAGUGCGAAAUAG
This is a messenger RNA of Periconia digitata, 403 nucleotides long. Lineage: Eukaryota; Fungi; Ascomycota; Dothideomycetes; Pleosporales; Periconiaceae. The record is from the annotation of a GenBank genome assembly.